Molecule: messenger RNA, 1520 nt
Organism: Pocillopora damicornis (cauliflower coral)
Lineage: Eukaryota; Metazoa; Cnidaria; Anthozoa; Scleractinia; Pocilloporidae
Product: histamine H2 receptor
Biological process (GO): G protein-coupled receptor signaling pathway
Cellular component (GO): plasma membrane
Molecular function (GO): G protein-coupled receptor activity
Source: RefSeq, a predicted model, not a curated record
UAACUUUAAGUGGCGAGGAGUGCAAAUAGAUACUCAUAAAUCGCUUAACACCUUAAGAAGGAGCACAGACAAAACCAGAAAUAUCGUGAGACGUUUGCGUACAACAUAGAAGCUUAAAAAGAGUUUGCAGGUUGAAGACAUUUGAGGUCAUCUGAGUAGUAUGACUGCAAGUUCAUUUGACUGUUUUAACCAAACAAGCUGCAACCAUUCCACAGCUACUUCUCCAUCACAAGAAACACUUGAGUAUCUCCGUAUCAGUGAAAUAUUAAGUAAAGAGGUAGCGGUCGUCCUCUCUCUCAUUUGCGCCUUGAUAAGUGUGCUUGGAGCUUUGGGGAACUCUUUGAUACUCCUUGCUGUUGGCGCAAACACAAAUCUUCGCAGGGUUCCUGAUCUUUUCAUCACAAGUUUGGCGAUCUCAGACUUGUCUGUGUGCUUGGUGUAUCUACCCAUGGUGAUUCAUGACCUCAAUUACAAGUUUCAAAAUGAUAAAGAAUUCAGGAUCUUUGACAUCACCAAAAGCUUCUUCGGCCAUAUUUCCACGGUUGCAUCGGCAACUAACAUAUUUGCAAUGACAAUAGAUCGCGUUUGUGCGAUUAGAUUCCCUUUCCAAUACAUAGCCGUUCUGACAACAGAAAAAGCACUUUUAGGAAUAUCAUUUGUCUGGCUUGUUUCUCUUCUAUUUGCUGUCUUGUACGCUUCUCCUGUUUUGAUUCCCAGGUUCUAUGUCUCAAUCUACAUCUCCUCUCUACUUAUCACAACUACAAUCGUGUAUAUCUAUAUUUUCAUCACGGCCAAACGUCAAGAAAACAGAAUUCAUAACGUACAUUCGCGGUCUUGUAAUACCAUGAGAGAGAGAAAGGUGACUAAAACCAUCUUAACAGUGGUAGGAGUUUAUGCUUUAUGUUGGAUGCCUUUGCUUCUGCUUCCGCUCAUUUUACACCCUUCUGAGAACUUUGUUCUAUUCAAGAAAGCUUUUAGCUGUGUGCAGACGUUAGUAGCUUGUAAUUCAGCAGUCAAUCCACUUAUUUAUUGUAUGCGUAGCAGUAAAUACCGUAGAGAAUUCGCUAAAGUACUGCGUAUAGUUUAUUGUGGUGAAAGAAUUCAUUCUGUGUCAUAACGUCUGGGGAGGAUCAAACGAGAGGAAGGUGUUUCGCCGUAAGGCCUUUUUUCCCCGGAAGAUCUCUCAAAAUAUAUUUUAAAGAUAUCGUUGUCUUAUAAAAUUUUAGUAAGAUUCAAAAUAAACAAGAACUGCGUCAGAAAUUUUACUUCAUUUGAUCGGCCAAGCGUUGUCUAUACGCUCUCUAACGAUGCAUUAAAUAACCAGAGAAGACUUGAAACAUAACUUUUCAGGAGAACAGCUGGGAACCUUUGAAAGAAAGUGUAUUCUAUGGCCAGUCUGGUGUCAGUCUUUUCCAAGCUUUUUUCAAAUGGUUAUGCUUAUAGUGCAGGCAUAGUUCUCAUUUGGAUGUAAAGCUUUCUUAUCCUUUCGAAUCAGAAUAAAACCUACCUUUUACAUUGUA